CUUCCUUUCUUUUAAAAGCCAUCCAAAGCACACCUCAAAAACCAAAAAACGGAACAGUUUCAGCAAGAAAGCAAGCAAGCACAAGAUCUAAGAAAAAGAAACACAAAAACAGAGAAGAGAAAAAAUUGAAGAAGCAACAAAUUCUUCCUGCAGAACAUGAAGUCAAGGGAAGCCAAAGGAGCUCUUUCUGCAGAUCUAUUAGUGUGUUUUCCUUCAAGAACCAGUCUAAAACUGAUGCCCAAGCCAAUUUGCAGCCCAGCAAGGCCCUCAGAGCCUAACAAGCGCCACCAGUACAACCAGAACCACCAUCACCAACCUCACCACCACCAGCAGCUCGUCAAAAAAUCAAGCAUUGGCAAAAGCAGUCUUGGCCAAGCAAGCCCUCUGUUGUGGGCCAAGACCAAGCCCAUGGGCUCUGAGAUCUCCGAGCCCACGUCCCCAAAAGUCACCUGCGCUGGCCAGAUCAAAGUCAGGCACAAGUCCGGCUCGUGCAAAAGCUGGCAGUCAGUGAUGGAGGAGAUUGAGAGAAUUCACAACAACAAGAAACAGAGGAAACAGAGACGACCCGGUUGGGCAGAGGCUCUCGGGUUCAAGAAAGAAGUCAUGCAAUUCUUGACUUGCUUGAGAAACAUUCGGUUUGAUUUGCGGUGCUUUGGUUCUUUUCCUCAACCGGAUAUUUCUAGCGACGAGGAUGAAGAAGAAGAAGAGGAAGAAAACAGGGACUGUCGAGAAAACCAUGUGGGUGGUGAGGAAAUUAGCGACGGUGGUGAUCAGAGUAGCUCGAGGGCUAUGUUUUCAAAAUGGUUUAUGGUUUUACAGGAAAAUCAGAGUAAUGGGUUUUGCACAGAAGAUAAAAAGGAGAGAAAUGAUAGGCAGAGUUUGGAUGACGAGGUUGGAUCAACUUCUGAAGUUCCAGUAGCCUCUGUUCCGCCACCAAAUGCUCUGUUGCUAAUGAGGUGCAGGUCUGCUCCUGCAAAGACUUGGCUAGAAGAGAAAGAAAAAGAAGAAGAGGAAGAAAAAGAAGCAGAAAACAAAAAUGGAUUGGAAAAAGAAGAGAAAAAGGCCAAAGUUACUUUGAAGAGCUUAAUGGAGGAAGAUAAACAGAGAAAGAAGACAGAGAGUUUGGUGCUGAUGGCAUAUGAUUCUGAUUUCUACAAGAUUUCUUCUGAUAUUUCCAAGGAGACAUGGGUUGUUGGUGGAAUGAAAGAUGCAAUUUCCAGAAGUCGAAGUUGGAAGAGAUGAAGAAGAAGAAGAUGAUCUCCUUUUUUUUUGUUUUCUUUUUUUUGGGUGUCAAAAGAAAAAUAUGGUAUUUUUUUUCUUUAUUAAUUCUCUGGCUUGAUUUGGUUUUGUGAGCUUUUUGUCCACUGAGUUAUUCUGUGGGAACUGGUAAAUCCAAAGCUCCUUUAGCUUACUUUUGCUUCAUUCUUGUUGCUAUAGAUUUUAGUAAGGGAGCUUCACUAAUAUACCCAAAAUACGAGCUGAAAUUAUAAAAAAA
Molecule: messenger RNA, 1495 nt
Organism: Prunus mume (Japanese apricot)
Lineage: Eukaryota; Viridiplantae; Streptophyta; Magnoliopsida; Rosales; Rosaceae
Product: nucleolar GTP-binding protein
Source: RefSeq, a predicted model, not a curated record